Molecule: messenger RNA, 1422 nt
Organism: Erigeron canadensis
Lineage: Eukaryota; Viridiplantae; Streptophyta; Magnoliopsida; Asterales; Asteraceae
Product: peroxisomal membrane protein 13
Exons: 5
Coding region: 185-1075 (296 amino acids)
Biological process (GO): protein import into peroxisome matrix, docking
Cellular component (GO): peroxisomal importomer complex; peroxisomal membrane; peroxisome
Source: RefSeq, a predicted model, not a curated record
UAACAAAAAAGAAAAAAAUAAAAGGAUAAAAUCCCCCCCAUCGAAAUACACAAAAAAAACGAAAUUUCCAUCCUUAUUUGACCGCCUUUUUCAUUAUUAUUAUUAUCUCUCUAAUAAUAAUCUAAACAAUAAUAACAAGUCCGUGUGUUGUGCUGUGGUGGUGUGAUUUCCAGACGCGUCUUCCAUGGCUACCCAACCAUCAGGAAAUGGUCCACCUCCAAAACCAUGGGAACGAGCCGGUUCGGCAUCUGGUCCUACUCCAUUUAAACCGGCAUCUGGUGGUAGUACAAGUGAUGUAGUCGAAGCAUCUGGAACAGCUAAACCAGGCGAAAUUGUUACUUCAAACGACACAACGUCGGCUAUAAACAGAAAUAAUCUUGGCAGACCUGUGCCUGCGAGGCCGUGGGAGCAGCAACAGACGUAUGGAACCACAUUAGGAGGUGCCGGUUAUGGUUCCACUUUGGGUUACAAUUCUGGCUAUGGGGCCGGAGGUUAUGGUUCAUACGGUGGAAUGGGAUCUCUUAAUAGUGGUGGUCUUUAUGGAAAUAGUAUGUAUAGAGGAGGUUAUGGUGGCCUUUACGGAGGCGGUAGCAGCAUGUAUGGCGGAGGAAUGUAUAAUAGUUAUGGCGGAAUGGGUGGGAUGGGGAUGGGGAUGGGAAUGGGAAUGGGCAUGGGUGGCAUGGGUAUGGGCGGGCCGGGUGGUCCGUACGGUGAUGAUGAUCCAAAUAAUCCAUUUGGCCCCCCUUCACAGCCUCCAGGGUUUUGGAUUUCUUUGAUGCGUGUGAUGCAAGGAUUUGUAACAUUCUUUGGCCGAGUUGCUAUGCUGAUAGACCAAAACGCUCAAGCCUUUCACAUGUUCAUGUCGGCUCUUCUUCAGUUGUUCGAUCGGUCAGGAUUGUUAUAUGGAGAGUUAGCUAGAUUUGUAUUUCGAAUCUUGGGUGUUCGAACAAAGCCUAACAAGAUUCAACCCCCUGGACCUAAUGGACCCUAUGGUCCUCAAAAUCAAAUCGAGGGACCUAAAGGUGCACCUGCUGGCGCCUGGGAUGGCGUUUGGGGAAACAAUGCAAAUAAUUAAUCUUCAUAAUCACAAUGAACAAACAAACAAACAGAAGAAGUGAAUCAAUGAAACAACUGAGAAUGUCAGCAGUCUGUAUGGAAUCAAGGACUACAGAUGAAAGUCGUGCUGAUCGGCUGUAUAGAUAAGGUAUUCUCUGUAUUUGGAGAUGUCUUUGCAUGAAAUAAUCUUAUUUCUUAUCUCUACCCUUGUAGUUAUUAUGUAGUAUUGAAUGAUGUUGCCCUGACAUGAGGUUUGGAGUCGUUUAAGGUAAAUUUAAGGUUAUUUAACUUUAUUGUAAGUGUAAAAUUUUCCAAUUGCAUGUUCUACGCGAUAUUAAAUCAUUGUUGAAGUCUAUGAUUUUUCAA